Molecule: messenger RNA, 1070 nt
Organism: Triplophysa dalaica
Lineage: Eukaryota; Metazoa; Chordata; Actinopteri; Cypriniformes; Nemacheilidae
Gene: cbr1l
Product: carbonyl reductase 1-like
Exons: 4
Coding region: 112-945 (277 amino acids)
Molecular function (GO): carbonyl reductase (NADPH) activity
Source: RefSeq, a predicted model, not a curated record
UCCCAUGAAUAAGCGGAACAAUACCGGAAACUGGAACUUGAACUCAAACUAUAACGCAACUCCAGAUUUCCUAUUCUGUAUCCUUGCUCACCUUGCUCAAAACCUCCCAAAAUGUCCAAGAAAGUAGCAGUAGUUACAGGAGCAAACAAAGGCAUCGGACUCGCCAUUGUGAAAGGGCUUUGUAAGGCGGGUUUCGAGGGAGAUAUUCUCCUCACCGCACGCAAUGAAAAACUGGGACAGGAGGCUGUUUCUGCACUGCAUUCUGAAGGGUGCAAAAAAGUCGUUUUCCAUCAGCUCGAUGUCUGUGACCAGGGAAGCUGUUCAAAACUCCGCAAGUUCCUGGAGGAAAACUACGGGGGCCUGGAUGUGCUUAUUAACAAUGCGGGAAUCGCGUUCAAACAGGCAGCGACGGAGCCAUUUGGAGAGCAGGCUGAGGUGACCAUGCGUACCAACUUCUGGGGAACCCUGUGGGUGUGCCAUGCCCUCCUGCCAAUCCUGCGCCCCAAUGCUCGGGUGGUCAGUGUGUCUAGUUUUGUCAGCAAGAGAUCACUUGAUCAGUGCAGUGCUGAAUUACAGGCAAAAUUAAGAAGUUCAGAUAUUUCAGAAGAGGAGCUGUGCCUGUUGAUGGGGGAGUUUGUUAGUGCUGCACAGAAAGGGGACCAUCAAGCUCAGGGUUGGCCAAACACCGCUUAUGGUACCACCAAGAUCGGUGUGACUGUGCUUUCAAGGAUCCAGGCACGAGUUCUCGGUGAGACAAGGCCGGGAGAUGGUAUCCUCCUGAAUGCUUGCUGUCCAGGGUUGGUGCAGACAGACAUGGCCGGACCAAAAGCUUCCAAGAGUCCUGAGGAAGGAGCAGAGACUCCUGUCUAUCUGGCUAUGCUGCCUGUCGGAGCAAAGGAGCCACACGGACAGUUAGUGUGGGACAAGACUGUACAGGCAUGGUAGAACAAAGAGCCACCGGUCGUUCCAUCUGAAAAAAAAAUGCAUGAUUCCUAUUUUUGUAAAUUGGUUAUGUAACUGGUUUAAAAGAACAUUUAAUAAAAUUGUUAUUUCAUACUUCUGCCAUAUUA